AUGAGCGUAGACGAAAAUCGCCGAAUAUGGGUGGAAAUGAAUUCGGACAAUCAAAUCCUUACUAGGGAAUGUCCGGCAUCUUCGGAGCCCGUUGGACAAUGGCCAAUAAGCCAGGGCUCGCAAGAGUACAAGCGGGUCUCCCGAGAGGGCGCUACUCCGUACCUAGUUGAGGGAUUCGAGCGCUACUCAUCCGUGAGCAAAGCAAAGGAAGGUUCGGAUCAUAAACACGGCGAUCCUCGUCCGUGCAUGGGGCAAUUCGGGCGAUACGCCAGAAUUGUCCUUGUGAAUCGUUACCCUGAUCACGAGCAGCAUUAUAACAUCGUCAAUGGCACCUCGGAUAGCUCACUGUUUGUGUCCAGCUCUUACAUGUGGAACACUGUCAUUAUGGGUGGGUUAGCAACCGCUGGACAAAACAUGAAGGCACGGAAGACAAAAGGCAAAACUUCAACGAACGCCUUGCUGGUUGCCCUUCUAGAGUGGAAAUUUGUUCGCAAGCGCUCGAGAUGACGGGGGGAAGGGAAAUGCAAGGGGUCGAAUCCAUCAUGGAAGACAAGGGCUCAAUUGGUAACCAUACCGUGAGCGCGAGGACAGAAGAGUAAAGAAGAGACAAG
Messenger RNA from Aspergillus ochraceoroseus IBT 24754, 611 nucleotides. RefSeq lists its product as uncharacterized. The record is from RefSeq and is a predicted model, not a curated record. Lineage: Eukaryota; Fungi; Ascomycota; Eurotiomycetes; Eurotiales; Aspergillaceae. The transcript has 3 exons. Bases 1 to 507 code for a protein of 168 amino acids.